Molecule: messenger RNA, 3929 nt
Organism: Paramuricea clavata
Lineage: Eukaryota; Metazoa; Cnidaria; Anthozoa; Malacalcyonacea; Plexauridae
Source: the annotation of a GenBank genome assembly
AGACCUAUACCAUAUACGGUUCCGGACAGGACAUCGGGAUAUUGCCACGAACAUUGAAUGUUGUCUUUGAAAGUUUCAAAGAUAAAAUCUACUCUCGGACAAACAUGAAGCCCAAGUUCUUCAGUGAUGUGAUCACUCUUACGAAUGCCCAAGAAAGCAAGGAGGAAAGCAAGAAACAAACUGUGCUUGCAAUUGCUGAACAUUCCGUAAGUUGUAUACACUAGACUAUAGAAGUGGAUAAUUUGUCUAACGUUUCUCCCUAGUCACAGAAUAGAGACUAUAUGGUAUAUAUUGUUAAAUCAUAUGGUUUUCCUUAUGAUUUUGGCGUAACCGUAAUUCAUCAUCAAAAUGCUGACGCCAUGGUCCCAGCCUGUGCGCGUAUGAGAGGCCUUCCCCCUGGACGUCUGCCAUUUUGAAUAUUAGACAGAUUUAGAUCGAGGACGCGGACGUCAAAGACGACGUGAAAAUGGCGUGUUGUGCCCAUGUAUGGAUACGCCACGCCAUUUUGACGUCAUUUUCACGCCGUCUUUGACGUCCGCGUCCUCGAUCUAAAUCUUUCUAUUAUCAGGGGGGGGUGAAUGCCUCUCAAACGCGCACUGGCUGCGACCAUGGCGUCAGCAUUUUGAUGACGAAUUACGGUUACGCUAAAAUCAUAGGAAAAUCAUAGUAAAAACCAAGAAGUCGGCCCCUGUCUUAUUCUGAAAAGGGGAUAAAUGAAUGCCUCUCAUGGCAGCGGUUGCGCUUUUUUUGGCUGAGUCUGCCUUCAGUGUGGUUUUGCAUUACUUUGGUGUAACCUUUGCAAUGCUGUCGCCAGUGCGCUUACGAGAGGCAUUCACACGCCUCUGAAAGUAUUCAAAAUUGUGGACGUUCCGUGGGGUGAAUGCCUCUCGUAAUAUGAUAAACUGAUAAAAAAUUAUGCUUUUUAGACUUCCUCAGAAGAUGUGAGCCAUGAUCAUGAUGUGAGCCACGAAGGUACCUAACAUACAGGCUGUAUAUCACCAUAUUACUGACAUUCUCAUCAUAUCUCAAUUAUUUUCCCAUCUAGAGUUCAGUAUUGAUCUCCGUUCAAAUGAGGAUAUCGAUGAACGAGAUCAGUUUGCAUUAUGGAUUUCAUUCGCGGAGAUCUAUAAUGAGCAAAUAUUUGAUCUGCUUGAACCAUUGAAUGUUAAAGAAAAGAAACGAAGAACUGUAUUAAAACUUGGUGAUGAUAAGAACGGCCAUCCUUAUAUUAAAGGUAUGUUUUGUGAAAUGAUAUAAUCGAUCUGUUGCAUCUUUUAUCCCGAUUAUAGCAGGUGAUAAUGGUGAUCCUGGCAUCAAGGAUCCCAGAAAAUGUUCACACCUGGCUCAGCUGGAAGAAGAUUUUAGGGCAUUGCAUAUGUUAACAGCCACAGAAAAUGAUUUAUUAGAAAAAAUAUCAGUGAGCUCGCCAAAACUUUGACCCCGAAACUUGGGAUCCCAGAGACGUGACAUCUUACUGAUUGUUGUUUUUUUUCAUCCUAAGGACUGAAACAUAUUCUUGUAUGUAAUCAGGAAGAAGCUUACAAGGUAACAUUCUACUUCGUCUUUCCAUGCUAAUAUCUUUUCUUCAUUCACGUGAUUGGAUUUCAAGUCUUUGCAUUUAGGAUCAUUAAGAUUGACAUUUCUAUAGCGCAAGGUCCAGGGAGCACCCAGCGAAAACCCACGACGUUUGGCAGAGCGUUAACCAAUUCUUUACGUGAGUCCAAAGCAAAAAUCGAACCCACAGACUCAGAAGUGAACGGCGCAUGCUCCGUAGACUAUGCCACCGAAACUCCAAUAUACCCUUUCGAUAAUACGUCACAACCACAUUGUUUUCAACUUAACUUAGAACCACCUUAAUUUAAAUGGAGAGGAUUUCAAGUUUUUUUCUCAUGGGCUAUGCACAGAGAAGCAGAACAUCCUUCAAAACAUGCGCGAAAAAAAUUUGCAUUUUGAUCAAUAAAUGUGGAAAUAAGCAUUAACACGAAGUCAUGACCUGGAGCCUCGUUUUCGUGUUAAUGCUUAUUUCCACAUUUAUUGGUCAAAGUAAAAAAAUAUUUUUUAUGCAUGUGUUGAAGAAGGAUGUUCUGCUUCUCUGUGCAUAGCCCAUGAGAAAAAAACUUGAAAUCCUUUCCAUUUAAGGUGGUCCUAAGUUGAAAACAGUGUAGUUGUCAGUUGUGACGUAAUUAUCGAAGGGGUGUAUUGAUUACUCCGAUGUUACUAUAUUCGAACUUUAAAUUUCAUUUUCAUUUUCAAACAGGUUUUAAAGAUUGGGCAACAGAAUCGAAGAAAUACUUCUACAAAGUUGAACAAUAAUUCCAGUAGAAGGUAGUAUUAAAACUAUAGAACCUUUACAGUUUUGACAUCUUUAUUGUAACGCGAGGCAAACUUUUCUUUUCAUUUUCAGUCAUUGCAUUUUCAACCUGAAACUCGCGAGACUGACUGUAAAUCAUCAGGGCGAAGUAAAUAUCAUUAAAGUCAGUCAGUAAGUAAUUUAUGUAAACCGUUCCAUUGAUGAUAAGAUAUUGGGGAGCGUUUACAUAUGUGAAGGACGGCAAGUAUAAAACACUCUUGUACAACCAUGAUUAUAAUCGUGAAUUUCCAGGUUAUCGUUCGUUGAUCUCGCUGGCUCGGAGAGAUGCUCCAAAACUCAGAACACUGGUGAUGGAUUGAAGGAAGCCGCAAAUACCAACACGUCUCUCAUGGUUCUUGGUAAAUGCCUGGAACAACUGAAGUACAAUCAAAGCCACAGGUAAUUAAGGGGACGUUUUGGGAGGCGUUGUGUUGUUUCCGUAACACGGUGGUUGAAGGCUACGUGUGUUGGAUUCUCAUUGCGGACUCGUGACACUUUUGUGAAAAGGGUCAGUUGACGAUCUACCGAAAGUCGUGGGUUUUCCUCAGGUACUCUGGUUUUCUCCCAGGAACGGGCCCGCUGCAGGCUGUAGCUGUGCUUUGUGACCAAGCACGAGUCAUAAGGUUCCUGUUGUAAGCUUUUGACUUUAUGAGGUUGAGCUGCAUACUUCGUAAUUCAUAUUGACUCUCAGCUGCAUACAAGUAAAGAUGCAUAUACCCCCAUGCACAUAUUUAAUAUUAUAGCAAGCUAACAAGGCUGAAAUCUUUCACAAGUCGUUUCAUUAGUGUUAGGUUUAGUGUUAGUUUUUAAGCUAUAGAUCAUAUUCGUUUUUGCAGGAGUAACCCAAAUAACGUACCGUUUCGUGAAAGCAAGUUAACUCGAUUGUUUCAAGUCUUCUUCUGUGGGCAAGGCAAAGUAUCGAUGAUUGUGAACGUCAGUCAGUGUGCUUCGGCAUUUGAUGAGACAUUCCAUGCCUUGAAGUUCUCUGCCAUCGCUAGAAAGGUAAAAUAUUUGGUUCUUCAUCAAUCUCACAAGCCAGGCGUUCUACUUCCGCUUCCCUCCCAAAAGUUGAGAGCCUAACUUGCGAGGUUGGUUCUUCAUUUUAUGGCAUUGCUUAGAUAACCACUGGCUGUUUUAGUUUCAAUGUUCUGCAUGUUUGUAGAUAGUUUGUAAAUUAAUAUUCGACGAUUUCUAUCAAUAUCUACGUUUGAACACAGCAUCAGUAUUGCAUCCCCAAACCUUUUGAAACUACCGCAAAAAUCUUCAUGUUCAGUGGCGGAAAUGGCGACCCUCCACUUUCUCGGAAAACUUACGAAUUUUCCGAAAUUUUGACCUAAAAAAGGGCUAAAAACAGUCUUUUCGAGUGCAAAUGGGGGGGGGGGGUUCGUCGGAAAUUUGAAAGUUUUGUCGGAAAUUUAGGAAGCUUUGCCCUUACACACACACACGCACCGAAAAAGUGAAUUUCCGCCACUAGCUGUUCAUGUUUUGCUUCGUUUAGGUUGCAACGGUCAGAGUUGAGUCGUCAAACAUGGAAUCAUCAAACAACAUCAAACAAGACCUACCAAAACACGACGUCCAG